UUGUGGGCCAUCACUCAUCCAUCUGCUCGCUCUCUCUCUUUCUCUCUCUCUUUUGUGUACCCACUCUCAUUUCCUGUUCUGUGCUGUUGUCAUGACUACUGUUGCCAAGGAGAGGCAGCCACAAGAGAAAGGAAACCUAAACCAGAGAUCUUGUAGCUGUAAUAUUUAAUUCAUCAACUCAGACUCUAAUGUUUGCAUGUUAUGGAGAAGAAUGAAACAAAGGAAAAGGGCAAAAUGACACAAAUACAAUAAAGCAGAAUGAAAUAACUAGGUAGUCUCUAUCAAAUAAUUAUAUUUUAAAAUGUAAGUUACAAUACGCCCCCCACCCCCACUAUCAAUUCAUCUUUAAUCACCUCGCAAGGUAACCUUAUAUUGCUGUAAUCAGAUCAUUUGUACCUUUGUAAAAUAUCCCCUUACGACUUGACAGCCAUGUUAAUUUGCACUUCUGCCUAAAACACUGUUACAAUGACAGUGUUUUUGAAAUGAAGUAGAUUACCGAUAUUCUCCAUCACAAAAAAAAUGGACUGGUAUACUAGUGAGAGGAUUUUGGUUUUUUAGUCAUCACAGUCGUCGUUAGAAUUGCCCACAACAGCAAACACCCUCACAAGCCUGUCUUUAUAAAGCAAUUUCUAUGUCAAAACAGUCUCAUAAAUGAAAAGGGCAAGCACUCUUUUCAGCGUCCCUUAAAAAGCGCUGAAUGUUUUGAGGCGUAUUGUUGACAGCCCCUAGAUUGUCUUUGUGCUAAUUGAUCUGCUAGCAGACACCACUCUCGCCCUCCCUCCUCUGUCUCGCUCUGUCUCCCUUUAUAUCCAGCCAUCCACUGCUUUCCUUUCAGGAUGAGAGUGGCUUUACUCGACAUUGUUUCCAAAGAUGGAUGAGACUGGCACACUUGAAACACCUGUAAGUGUUAUCGGCCUGCCCAAUAGGAGAUCGCCACUCUGACAGCAAGAAACCAACCCAUGAAGGUUUUGUUGCAGGGAGCAGAACAUUGUCUUUGCCUAAGUGUCCUGAAGCACAGCACUUUUUUGUGUUUGCUCUCGAUACGACCCUCUCCUCUAUAAGAGCAGCUAAACUAAAGAGCUUGAAAGAGGACAACGUCUUUACUUUUGGCAUCUAUUCACACAGGUUUCACAUCUGAAGAACUUUUCUUUUUAAUUGUGGAUAUAUAUUUUUUUUUUUACGAAGGCCUUUGCCAUAGUUCAAACCCUAGUUUAGGGUCUGUUUGAUGUUUGUUGGGUGCUUGGAAGUAAUGGAUCUUUGACCGCCACUGCAUCUAUGUCACGGUAUCAAAUUAAAUCGGUGUGACCUGUUUGGGUAAGGCAACACCGGACUGGGUUGCAACAGAGGCACAUGUCCCUGUGAUAAGAGCAGAUCUUUCUUUACCGAGAAGACAACAAGUCCACACCACUUUACAGUGGUACAAGACCAACUUCUACCCUCUGGACGUAGCCUGUGAUGGUGGUACCCUCACUGAAGUUCAAUCAAUCCCAAUCGGUUGAGUUGACACAACUGCCAGCAGUUCUUCAAUUAUUCAUCACUUCAAAGAAAGACUAGGCGAAAGUAAACACGACUGUUUGAGAAACCAAAAGAUGGACUAGAAUUUGCCUGAACAAAACGCUGUUCCAAGAAACGUUCCAAGUUUCUUUUUGAGGAGGACUGACCAAGACUAUUUGCGCAAGAUUUGCAAAUCUAUCGAGACCAAAAAAUGGACUAGUAUGCGCCUGAACAAAACUUUGCUUUAAGAAAUUUGAAAAAGACAGAACUGAGAGGUCACGAGAGGGACAAGAGGACUGACUGAGACUUCUUGCAGAGAACUGACAAACGUGGCAACCAAAAGAGGGACUAGUCCAAACUUCUGAAAGAGAAAAAACAGAGGUCUAGCAAGGAACUUUCAAAGAAGGUCUGGCCUAAACUUCUUGCUAAGGAUUGACAAACGUGCCGAACUCUGUGGGCAAGGAGGACUGAAGCUAUUAUCUAUAGUUGGACCACCUGAAAGCGGAAAAGUGUCGUCGAGGUUGUGGCCCGAGGAGGCGUGGUACUCAGAGGGUGGCGAGAUGGUGAACACAGGUAUGCAGCUGAUCAGCUUCACCUGUGCUGUGACAGGUUGGGUGAUGGCUAUAGCAGUGACUGCACUGCCCCAGUGGAAGGUCACGGCGUUCAUAGGCAGCAACAUCUUGACCUCCGAAAUUGUUUGGCAGGGGAUCUGGAUGAACUGCAUCUACCAGACCACUGGCCAUAUGCAGUGUAAGACCUACGACUCCAUGCUGGCUCUACCACCUGAUAUCCAGGCAGCACGGGCACUGAUGUGCAUUGCUAUCUUCUUGGGCUGGUUGUCCUGCACCGUUUCUUGCUGUGGAAUGAAGUGCACCACCUGUGCCGGGGACGAUCGCCAUGCCAAGGCUGGCAUAGCACUGUCCGGUGGGGUGCUCUUCAUCCUGACAGGCCUGUGCGUCCUAGUGCCGGUUUCCUGGACAGCAAACACUGUGGUGCAGGACUUCUACAACCCCAAUGUUCCCCUCCAGCACAAGCGGGAGCUGGGUCAGGCCAUUUACCUGGGAUGGGCAGCAGCAGUGAUUCUUAUGAUCAGCGGGGCAGUGCUGAGCAGUACCUGCCCGCACAUCGAGAGAGGAGGGUACAGACGUGGGUACAUAGGUCGUAGUUUUGCAAACUCAAGGUCUUCUACUCCAGAUCCGCUAAAGCCAAUCACCACCAGUACCAUGCCUCUUAAGGAGUAUGUAUGAUUAAGAUAAAUGAAUGAAAUGUGGGAAGGUGUGGAUAAACCGGGAUAAUGAUUAAAUGUGCAUUCAGUAAUUUGUGUUUCAAUGGACAGAUGCAUUUUGUGUCAUUGUCAUUGAGGCGAUCAUGUCCAUGUCUGCCAUAUGAAGUCCCAUUUAUCUGCUCUUCUUCUUUCAUUGCUCAUACAUGAUCGGACACAUUGAUGCUGUUGACUACAGCUCCUUCAUUAUGUUGCCUGUAAUAGACAUAUUGUACUUACUGUUAUAUUGUUUGGUUUGCAUAUAUUCUUAAGAGUCAUUUCUGAAAAUUUGAAUUUGUAGCUUUAAUGUAUCUAAUUUCUGCACCACUAGCAAAACAGCAUUGAAAAAAUCAGGACUGCUAUUUAACACUCAAAAAUUGAUACCCCAAUUAUUGGAAUGAAUGACACGCUUUAAACUUUAAUUGAACACAGCUGGCCAAGUGAUCUCAGCUUGCUUCAGUAGGCGUGAUUGUACAUUGUUUUUAAUUUGUCAAAAGUAUUAUUCCUUUCUUCAGGGGUAAGGGUUUCAAUGUGGAAAAAUGUACUGAGUGCAACUUUAAUCAAAGACAGUCUAUCUAGAAUUAAGCAUAUAGAGUUUGAGCAGUAAUAUUCUAAUAGUAUUGCAGUGGGUCCAAGAUUUUCAGAAACAUUUUUCUUUUACCUUAUUGUUUGUCACUCUCUCUUUUGUCACAUUUCUCGUAUGAAGUGUUCAUUCAAGGUAUUCAACAAUUGGUGACAACUAUAUAUAGGUUAGUUUUUACCACAUUUUGAUUCACCUUUGUUUGUUUUUUAGUCCAAUAGAAUUAAUUCUUAGGCCCAUUUUGCAGUGUUUUUUGUUUUGUUU
Carassius auratus (goldfish) is the source of this 3599-nucleotide messenger RNA. RefSeq names its product claudin-4-like. Lineage: Eukaryota; Metazoa; Chordata; Actinopteri; Cypriniformes; Cyprinidae. Gene Ontology annotation, cellular component: bicellular tight junction; membrane. The transcript has a single exon. Gene Ontology annotation, molecular function: structural molecule activity. Bases 2055 to 2741 code for a protein of 228 amino acids. The record is from RefSeq and is a predicted model, not a curated record.